Molecule: messenger RNA, 959 nt
Organism: Haliotis rufescens (red abalone)
Lineage: Eukaryota; Metazoa; Mollusca; Gastropoda; Lepetellida; Haliotidae
Product: snaclec salmorin subunit A-like
Exons: 3
Coding region: 15-665 (216 amino acids)
Source: RefSeq, a predicted model, not a curated record
CAGCGUGUACUCUGAUGACAACAGUUACAGGACUUAUGUUUACAGACAUGAUGCAUGAAUGCCCUACCACCUUGGUAGACGCUUCUCUAUACGGGUGUUUCGAGCUCUGCUGGAGGGACAUACAGUGUUACUCGUUUUUCUUACGUGAGUCCAGGCAGAGAUGCUGUCUUGCUGGAAGUCGUUACCUUGUCGGCAAUCUCUCACGUGCGGUUGGCAUCAACUAUUACUGGCUCUAUCCAGACUAUUGCCACCCCGACACUGGCUACACCCUGUCCCGUCAAGCUGACCUCUGCUUCCAGGUGAACACUGGACAGAAUACUUGGGACAGGGCCAAUCAUGCAUGUGAGACGGAUGGGGGCUCGCUGAUUAAAGUGAACACACCAAGGAAAAUACAAUACAUCAGAAACCUGAUAACAUCCAACUCUGAGUACAAUUCCGUGGACUUCGCUAUUGGAGGAACUUUGCUAUCGGGUCAGUGGGCGUGGUCAGAUGGAUCAGAGAUCACCCAUGACGACUGGGCCGAAGGUCAAUCUCCCUUUGAUUCGAACAAGACACGUGUUGUUAUGGCGAUGGCCUCAGGUCACAAGUGGAAAAGCGUCACACCUACCGAAACAGUGGGUUAUAUCUGCCAGCUACCCUUCGUAUCGCUCAACCCAUACGUGUGAUACUGUGUCUGUGUGACAUUGUGGGACAUAUGUGGGACAUCGUGUACCAUCUUUGUAACGCGGAUGUUACCGGCAGGCCAAGACAUGAUUACCCUUUACACGAACACCUGGUGUCAUCACUGAUUUUCAGCCAUUUUCCCCUUUACGUCAAAUGGAAUAUGUUUCGGCGGAAACAUAUAUAGGUAGGGCUCCCGGUGAAGAUCCCGGUUAGAAGUGGUUUUCAGCAACCCAUGCUUGUCGUAAGAGACGACUAACCAUCUUCCCAAGUCAAGGGCGUUAACUGACUAUAAAAGU